Candoia aspera is the source of this 2718-nucleotide messenger RNA. It is a transcript of the gene ZWILCH, whose product is annotated as zwilch kinetochore protein. The record is from RefSeq and is a predicted model, not a curated record. The transcript is spliced from 18 exons. Gene Ontology annotation, biological process: mitotic spindle assembly checkpoint signaling; protein localization to kinetochore. The coding region runs from base 34 to 1824 and encodes 596 amino acids. Gene Ontology annotation, cellular component: RZZ complex. NCBI's taxonomy places the organism in Eukaryota, Metazoa, Chordata, Lepidosauria, Squamata, Candoiidae.
CUGCCCGUCGGUCCCUGAGACGGCGCGGCUGCGAUGGCUUCUCGGCGGCGGCAGGAGGAGAUCCUCCGCCUCCACAGCUUCCUCCUGCAAGCAUCUGAGGAAAGAAAGCAGAAUAAUAGCUCAGGACCUUUUACUUUCGAGACUGAUCUGCGAGUCCAUUUGAUCGAUGAAGGCAAUACAAAUCCCUUAGAAAAACUCUGGGACCGAAGUGGGGUUUUUUUUGUUGUGGAGAAAAUGCAGCCAUAUGAAGAAGCCAGUAGAUUGGAAGAAAGGCAGAAUGGUGAAUCUUCAGCUUCUGAGGUUUUCCCAGAAGAGAAUUUAUCAGCAUCUCCUCUAACCCUUUCAAGAGCAAGGCAGCUGAUUUCUUUCUACACAAUGUCUCAAAAUCCAAACAUGAAACAUUUACAAAUAAACGAUGCAGCACAGCUUCCUCCACUUUGGGUGCGAUGUGAUCCCACUGACCCAGAACAAACUAUUUGGCUUGGAGCUGAACCUUUGAGAAACGGAAAUAAUCUUACGGGGAUCAGGCUUCAUACGGUUACUUGCAAUGGUCCUCUGUCAAAUAAUAAUUAUUCUAUAGGCUUGGAAGAACUGAAAGAAAGUCACAGAAUGAGACAUCAUGCUUCAGAUUUGAUAAUAACAGGCUUUGCCCGUUAUGAAUUCCUUGAAGCCACUUCACCAGACUCCUUGUCUCAGGAGGAUUCCCUUAUUCCACUGGAGAGAAAUAUAUAUGCGGAUUUUGCUUGGGAUGGGGUAAAAAUGAUGCUGCAGAGACCUCCACUUUCCUCUGCUGCUCUGCUGACCCUCCAAAUGGCAUCUGGGAGCCCCCUGAGUUCUGUGUAUGAGCCAAACAGAGAAUUGCAGUUCCUCCUUAGUUUGGCCGAACGCUUGAAGAAUGCACUAACCGAGUGGCCGAAGGCCCUGAGGAAAAAGUCUGCCGUUGACCUAGUACAGAAACUUUUGAAAGAUUUAAAGGAUGAAGUAGAUGGACUGAAGUCACCAAAUGAAGAUGAUACUGAGGAUAACACUGCUACAGUUAUUGAUUCCAUGAAAAUGCUUUUUAGUCAGCGCAGAGACUUUGAUUUCCUUGAACUGCUGUGGUGUAAUAUAUGGAGAAAUGUUGCUUCAUAUGAGGAACUGGUGAAGUGUUUUUCAUUGGUAAUGAGAGCCCUUCAGCAUGGGGAAUUGCAGACAUGGAUUCAUCAAGAAAGCAACAGCUUACUGAGCAAAUUGAUAAAGCAAUCUUACCAUGGAAAGAUGGAGACAGUUUCUCUUGAUGGAGAUUCUCUUGUGCAAAUGCUUCUAGAAAUCGGCGUGGAUAAAAUGAAGAGAGAUUAUAUCAGCUAUUUUGUGGGCAAAGAGUUUGCAAUACGCACUCAUUUGGACUAUUUCAUGUCUACUUCAGUAGAUCUGCAGGAACAGGUUCAUCGUAUUCAGAAGCUGCACCAUAUGUUGGAAAUUGUGGACAACUGUGUAGAUCUUCUCAAACUAGAACACAAGAACCUCAUCAUUUUGACACAAUCCUGUAUCAACUACUAUAAAGAAAACCCCCUAAAUGAAAAGCAUGCAUUUCAGCUCCCAGUCAGGACAAGUUUGGUGAAGCAAUUUUACCAAAAUGCUCACCCCCAGAUAUGGAGAGUGGAAAUCAGCAGUGGGCAAGGAGCAAAAAAGGUGAAAACAGUAUGGCAGUAUAGCACCGCCCCUCCAGCUGAACACAUGCACCCGACCAAUGGGGAUUCACUGGAUGAUACCGAAACCUGUGGCAACAAAGAGGAGAAGCAUUUUAUCACUCUUUCUGAGAGCUCUCAGGUGGACUUCAUCUAAAUAUAUGCAACUCUGAUCUUUUUAUUGACCCAGAAAGAGUUUUGUUAUAGUUCUUACUGCAUGGGUUGAAAUGCUUUACCUGAGGACAUGUUUAAGGCAAAAGUGCAUUUUAGCGUAGAGCAGAAUCUUUUGCUGGAGGAUCACCUAUUUCUUUUCUCUAAAUGUGAUGCAGCAUCUAUAGCAGACUUUCCCAAUCCUGUGCCGUCCAGGAUUACUUGACUACGAUGGGUGUUAUUUCCAACUAACGAAUGCUUUGGCCACUCUGGAGGACCCAAGGGUGGGGGAAACCAUCCUAUUCUACAUCAGGAUUGUUUUUACCCAUAGUAUGUUAGGUCAGGAUUGGGGAAGCUGUGGAGCAUCUGUAGGAAAGUGGGAACAGGUUAGGAGAUGAUGAUUGACUGGCAGUAAAAAUGAAAUUAUCUGUGGGCAUACCUGAGUUCCAAAGAUCUCAGUACUUUGUUUUUGUAGCCCUGUUAAAAAAAGUGUCGUGUUGGUUUUUGAACUAACCUGAAAUCAACAAAUUCCUGACCCAGGAUCUUGGAAAGACCUUUCUUCCUAACAAAUGCUCCAGGAGAAGGUGGCCUUCCUGCCAAAUUAUCCAGUUCAGAAUUCAGACUGAUGGAGUUCUGGAUUGAAUAAUUUGUGGAGCUUUGCACUUUAGAAAUCAUUUCAGAAGCCUGUCUCAGAGUUGGAAUACAGGCAUCUUUACCCAUUCUCUUGAGAAAGGAAAACUGAAAUGCGUCAUCCCAACAGUUAUGAUGCCAUCAAACUAACUUACCUUAUUGUUGGUUGAAGAAUUUGAUUAGGAUGAAGCUUGCAACUCUGGCCAUCUGUUUCUUUUUAGAUAUUACUUUUAAAUAUUUCAUUUAUAUUCAGCUUUUGUUGACUUUGAGA